GUCUCACCAGAUGGCUGUAAGCCGACCCUUGAGGACAAACCCAACCAAAACUAAUUAAUUAGCAGCUUGCCAGGAGCCAAAGUACGAGGCUCGGUUGCGAAAAUGACCGCUUGACUGUGAUGGAAUAAACUGGGGAUCUCAUCAGUAACACCCACCCACUUGGCCCCUUGUGGCCAAAUGAUGGGACUGUAAGGCGUAGCGCGAAAUAGAUUUGAAACUCCUCGCCGUCUUCUCUUUGCUUUGUUCUUGUUCUCUUCCUCACUCAGUUAAGGAACGACGGUUUUUUGUGUCGCAUCCAAGUGGAAGAUUUCACAUAAUCGCUUCCUCUUUUCUCAAGGACCAGACCGGAGCUAUAGUAAACCCAGCGCUGCCUAGCCUUUGCACUCUUAUACGGACGGAUAGGAGACCGGAGAAACUUACGGCACAUCGCCGUGAGACACGACGACAACAUGUCCACGAACGGCACGCACAAAUUUAGCACCAAGGAUUGUACAGAUGUCAGCCUUUACUGCCCCGUCGCGGCGACAGUGCUAGGCUACUACCCGAACCUUGGUGCCAACGCCUUCCUUGCCGCCGGCUUUGGGAUAUGUCUUAUCGGACUGAUCGGCGUUGGAGGAUGGAAGAAAACAUGGGGCUACUCGGCGGCCUUGGUGGCGGGUUGUAUACUUGAGCUUGCGGGUUACAUAGGACGCGUGCAACUACACUUCAACCCCUACAACAAGAACGCCUUCCAGACGCAGAUCUGCGCCAUCAUCCUGGCGCCCACGCUGAUCUGCAUCUCCAUCUACCUGACGCUGAAGCACGUGGUGCUGUCGCUCAACCCCUCGCUCUCGCGAAUCCGCCCGCGUCUGUACCCCAUCAUCUUCGUGCCCGCCGACGUCUCCUGCCUGGUGCUGCAGGCCAUUGGCGGUGCCCUGGCUGCGUCCGCCGGCUCCGAGAACGCCAAGCUGCUGCUCGCCGGCGACCGCGUCAUUAUCGUCGGCAUCGCCUUCCAGGUCGUCGUCCUGCUCGUCUUCGGGCUCCUGAGCGCCGACUACUUUCGCCGCGCCGGCAGGUGGCUCCGGUCCGGCGAUGCCAGCCCCGAGGCCCGGGGCUUGUGGGCAGAUAAGAAGUUCAGGUUGUUCUUCUACGCCGUCCUCGGCGCCUACUGCGGUAUAUUCAUCCGCUGCAUCUACCGUAUCGCGGAGAUGAGCGGCGGCUGGGGCAGCACGAUCAUGAGGGACGAGCCGAGCUUCAUCGUCCUCGAAGGCUUCUGUGUUCUCAUUCCUGUCGCCCUCCUCACCGCCUUCCAGCCGGGUUUGUUGUUCCCCGCCAUGACGGCACGAGAGAGCCAGAGGUUCAGAAGAAAGAGCAAGAGAGUUGGUGAGAAGAGUGGGGUCGAGAGUGGCGAGGCUGGUAUCAAAUCGGGUGAUGAGACACCGGAGAAAGUGACUGAACCCACGAGCGUAUACUAGAUGCUGUUGGGUAGAGUAGACUACAUCUUUAGGAUUUAGACAUUGGUAGCGGCAUUUUUUCUGGCGUUGUAGACAAUUUCAUCUUAGAUCGGGAGGAGUUCCCUUGCCAGACAAGAGCUUCGUUUGUUGCGUCUUCCCAUGACUUUUAC
Truncatella angustata is the source of this 1603-nucleotide messenger RNA. RefSeq names its product RTA1 like protein. The record is from RefSeq and is a predicted model, not a curated record. Lineage: Eukaryota; Fungi; Ascomycota; Sordariomycetes; Amphisphaeriales; Sporocadaceae. Gene Ontology annotation, cellular component: plasma membrane; fungal-type vacuole. The coding region runs from base 450 to 1454 and encodes 334 amino acids. The transcript has 3 exons.